Molecule: messenger RNA, 1064 nt
Organism: Gamsiella multidivaricata
Lineage: Eukaryota; Fungi; Mortierellomycota; Mortierellomycetes; Mortierellales; Mortierellaceae
Exons: 5
Coding region: 44-787 (247 amino acids)
Biological process (GO): tRNA modification
Molecular function (GO): RNA binding
Source: RefSeq, a predicted model, not a curated record
CCUUCGCUUCUCCUCACCUUCGAACGAUCAAAUUUCUUUGGACAUGGGUGGAAACAAACGCAAGGCAGGAAAGGGACAGGAUGGCAAUGGGAAAAAGUCCAAGACGGAUGUCCACAAGAUCGGGAAGUACCUCCCGGGUGGAUUCCCUAUCGAUCCCAAGAUGAAGGGCGUUAUGGUCACUUGCGCCAGAGGCAAGGAAAUUCAAGCGGGCAAAGAAGCCUGUGAUCUGCUAUCAGAGUACGCAGAGAAACUUUACGGACCACAGUUUAACGACGAUGCUGAGGAAGGCGAUGCUGAGGAAUCAAUUGAGGAUGCCAUCGCUCGUGAAGUCGCUCAAGCAAAGAAGACGAAGGGAGGCAAGAAUUUUUUACCAUUGUCGACAGGCACAGACUGCGUUAUCUUCAUUCGUGCCAUGGGAAUCCAACCAUCCGUACUCUGUCACCAUGUAUUGGCUGAUCUUCAAAAGUUGGGCAGCAAGCGGACGAGGUACUGCCAGCGUUUUAUCCCUGUGGAAGAGACAAGCUAUGCUAAUAUGGACGAUAUUCGUGUGAUGUCUGCACGCAUCUUGGCUCCGUACUUCCAUGCAGAAAACCAGGAAUCCACAACGUUCAAGGUGAUCCCCAAGAUCCGGCAUAAUGACAAGGUUGAUCGCGAGAUCUUAGUCCGAGAGUUGGCCAGCACAGUCGGCCAGGGUCAAAAGCAUAGAGUGGAUCUGACCAAUCCUAAAUAUGUGAUUCUCGCCGAGGUGAUCAAGGUAUGUCUAUUGCUAUUUUUUACUCCUUCUUGAACAUUCGUCAGCAUUAUGAGAGGCGCUGCUCUUAUAGUUGCUGCUUUGUCUUCGUUCUCUAUGCUUUAGAGUAUCUGCUUUAUGAGUGUGGUUAUGGAUUACGACGCCCUCAAAAAGUACAACAUCCAAACUAUCUUUGAGUCAGCUCAAACUCAAGACAGUGAAGCGACCAAGAAGGAGCAGGUGGAGGCGAAGAAGGAGGAGAAGGAGGAGAAGGAGGAGGCGACCAAGGAAGAAACGGUGGGGACGGCUGUCACCGCAGGUGGUUCUGCGCAAG